AUGGAAUACAGUUUACUAAGCUGCUUCAGUCAGCCUGAGAACGACCCAUCAACACUCACUCCAACUACACCUCUGGUACAGACUUCUCCAACUACAGCUCAGGAGCAGACUUCUCCAGAAUCUCCAACCACAAUUGGAGCAGCUGUGAUUCAAAUCAGGCUGGUGUUCAACGACUGCAUGAUUGUUCCUAGUGAGUGUUUGGUCCUCAGUGAUAUGGAAUCUCUGCUAAAAUCAACACUCACAAGCGUCUCAGAGUCAGUAACAGUGCUGGACUACAGCUACAACGAAAAAUCAAACACCUCAUUCGCAGUAAACAUCAUAUUUAGCAUCAAUAACAUCAGCAUGCCGAUGAACCCUGACCUCAGGAGUGACACCUACACCCAAGUGAAGAGCAUCUUCACUAACAUUGUAAACACAGUUCUAAAUAAUUCUGGUGCAUCUCCAUCUGAACUCACUUCCUACAACUUCACGAGUUUAGGGGAUCAAGUUACUGGUUACAUGGAAUACAGUUUACUAAGCUGCUUCAGUCAGCCUGAGAACGACACAUCUCCAACACUUACUCCAACUACACCUCUGGUACAGACUUCUCCAGAAUCUCAAUCUACAAUCGAUGACUCAAUACUUCUACAUCCAUCUACACGUCAGAAGCAGAUUUUUCCAACAGCUCCAACAUCUCUAACAUCUCCAACUACAAUAUAUGAAUCAGUGGAUAAUCCAACUACACCUCAGGAGCAGACUUCUCCAGAAUCAACAACUUCUCCAGAUUUAGCAACUUCUCCAGAACCAACAAAUUCUCAAGAAUCAACAACUUCUCCAGAACCAACAACUUCUCAAGAAACAACAACUUCUCCAGAAUCUCCAAACCAACUUGAUCAAUCAACAACCACUCCAACCACACCUCUGGUACAGACUUCUCCAACAUCUCCAGGCUCUCCAACUUCUCCAACCACAAUCGAUUAUUCAACAGUUACUUCAACCACAGAUCAGGAGCAGACUUCUCCAGCAUCUCCAACAUCUCCAAACCAUCCAACAUUGCUAACAUCUCCAACAUCUCCAACUUUAACAUCUCCAACCUUAACAACAUCUCCAACAUCUCCAACCACAGUUUAUGAAUCAACGGUUAUUCCAACGAUAAUUCAAGAGCAGACAUCUCCAACAUCUCCAACGUCUCCAUCUUCUCCAACAUCUCCAACAUCUCCAACUACAAUGGAACAAUCAACAGCUACUCCAACUACAGCUCAGGAGCAGACUUCUCCAACGACAGCUCAGGAGCAGACUUCUCCACCUACAGCUCAGGAGCAGACUUCUCCAACCACAAUCGAACAUUCAACAGUUACUUCAACCACAGAUCAAGAGCAGACUUCUCCAACAUCUUCAACAUCUCCAACCACAGUUUAUAAAUCAACGGUUAUUCCAACGAUAAUUCAAGAGCAGACAUCUCCAACAUCUGCAACUUCUCCAACAUCUCCAACUUCCCCAACAGCUCCUACCAUAAUCGAUAAAUCUCCAGUUCCUGCACCUCAGGCGCAGACUUCUCCAGAACCAACAACCACAAUUGAUGAAUCAACGCUUAACCCAGCUACACCUCAGGGGGAGACUUCUCCAGGACCUUCAAGCUCAACCGCUGGAUCAGCUGUGGUCUACGUCAGGCUGAUGUUCAGCAGCUCCACUCCUGUUCCUAGUGAGAAUGGUGUCAGUGCUUUCAAAGCACUGCUGAACUCCACACUCUCAAAACUUCCCGACACUGUAACAGUGCAGAACUUCACCCACAAAGACAUUUCAGACCGCUCCUACGAAGUCAUCCUUACAUUCCUCAUCAGAAACAUCAGUGUUCCAGAGAGCGUUGACCUCACGAACAACAUCUACACCCAAGUGAAGACCAUCACCAAUGAUUCUGUAAAUACACUUCUGAUACCUCCUGGUGCUCAUCCAAUCGAUCCCACUUCCUACAACUUCACGAGUUCAGGGGAUCAAGUUACUGGUCACAUGGAAUACAGUUUAGAAAUCGUCUACAGUCAGCCUGGGAACGACACAUCUCCAACACCUUCUGCAACUACUCCUCUGGUACAGACUUCUCCAGGAUCUCCAACCACAAUAAUUGGAUCAGCUGUAAUUCAAACCAAGCUGGUGUUCAACGUGUCCUCACCUGGUACCAUUGAGAAUGUGCUCCCCAGAAUUAUCAAAAGUACGAUAGAAUCUAAACGGCAAAAUGUCAGUGAGGCUUCGAUCCUCGGUUAUAUCCAGAUUCUGUUGCUGUCUGCAUUCCCAAACCUCGCUGAGCCUCUAGGAGUUCUGGACUACAGUUACGAGAAGAUUUCAGACACCUUCCUUGUGGUUAACAUUACAUUCACAAUCAAAAAUAUCAUCAUGCCAGAAAACCCAGAGCUUAGGGAUGGCACUUACACCCAAAUGAAGAACAUCAUCAACAACGCUAUAAAUUAUCUUACAGAGGCACAGCUAGUUGAACCCAUUACCUACAAUUUCCUGAGUUCAGGGGAUCAAGUUAACGGCUACAUGGAAUAUAGUUUUGAACAAAUCCCCAGUCAGACUGCAAAUGACAAUAAGGUCCUAAAGCAACCGUCUACAGAAUCUCCAACCACGACUGAUGGAUCAACACUUAAUCCAACUACACGUCUGGAACAGACUUCUCCAGAAUCUCCAACCAUAAUCGAUGGAUCAGCUGUGGUCAACGUCAGGAUGGUGUUCCACAACUCCACUUCUGUUUCUAGUGAGGAUGUCGUCCUGAGUGAUUUCAAAGCCAUGCUGAACUCCACACUAUCAAAAUUCCCCAACUCUGUAACAGUGCAGAACGUCACCUACGAACCGAUUUCAAACACCUCCUUCGCAGUUCUCGUUACAUUCAGCAUCAGUAGCAUCAGCAUGCCGGAGGAUCCUGCCCUGAGGAACGACACCUACACCCAAGUGAAGGUCCUCAUCAAUGACACUGUAAACACAGUUCUAAAUAAUUCUGGGACGCAGCGUCCAGUGGAACUCACUUCCUACAACUUCAAGAGUUUAGGGGAUCAAGUUACUGGUUACAUGGAAUACAGUUUACAAAGCCUCCUCAGUCAGCCUGAGAACGACACAUCUCCAACACUUACUCCAACUACUACGCUGGUACAGACUUCUCCAGGAUCUCCAACCACAAUCGAUGGAUCAGCUGUGGUCAACGUCAGGAUGGUGUUCCACAACACCAUUUCUGUUCCUAGUGGGGAUGUCGUCCUGAGUGAUUUCAAAGCCAUGCUGAACUCCACACUCUCAAAAUUCCCCAACUCUGUAACAGUGCAGAACGUCACCUACGAACCGAUUUCAAACACCUCCUUCGUAGUUCUCGUUACAUUCAGCAUCAGUAGCAUCAGCAUGCCGGAGGAUCCUGCCCUGAGGAACGACACCUACACCCAAGUGAAGGUCCUCAUCAAUGACACUGUAAACACAGUUCUAAAUAAUUCUGGGACGCAGCGUCCAGUGGAACUCACUUCCUACAACUUCAAGAGUUUAGGGGAUCAAGUUACUGGUUACAUGGAAUACAGUUUACAAAGCUUCCUCAGUCAGCCUGAAAACGACACAUCUCCAACACUUACUCCAACUACUACUCUGGUACAGACUUCUCCAGGAUCUCCAACCACAAUCGAUGGAUCAGCUGUGGUCAACGUCAGGAUGGUGUUCCACAACACCAUUUCUGUUCCUAGUGGGGAUGUCGUCCUGAGUGAUUUCAAAGCCAUGCUGAACUCCACACUCUCAAAAUUCCCCAACUCUGUAACAGUGCAGAACGUCACCUACGAACCGAUUUCAAACACCUCCUUCGCAGUUCUCGUUACAUUCAGCAUCAGUAGCAUCAGCAUGCCGGAGGAUCCUGCCCUGAGGAACGACACCUACACCCAAGUGAAGGUCCUCAUCAAUGACACUGUAAACACAGUUCUAAAUAAUUCUGGGACGCAGCGUCCAGUGGAACUCACUUCCUACAACUUCAAGAGUUUAGGGGAUCAAGUUACUGGUUACAUGGAAUACAGUUUACAAAGCUUCCUCAGUCAGCCUGAGAACGACACAUCUCCAACACUUACUCCAACUACUACUCUGGUACAGACUUCUCCAGGAUCUCCAACCACAAUAAUUGGAUCAGCUGUAAUUCAAACCAAGCUGGUGUUCAACGUGUCCUCACCUGGUACCAUUGAGAAUGUGCUCCCCGGAAUGAUCAAAAGCAUGAUAAAAUAUCCACGCCAAAAUGUCAGUGAGGCUUUGAGCUUAAUGCAGAUUCUGUUGCUGUCUGCAUUCCCAAACCUCGCUGAGCCUCUAGGAGUUCUGGACUACAGUUACGAGAAGAUUUCAGACACCUUCCUUGUGGUUAACAUUACAUUCACAAUCAAAAAUAUCAUCAUGCCAGAAAACCCAGAGCUUAGGGAUGGCACUUACACCCAAAUGAAGAACAUCAUCAACAACGCUAUAAAUUAUCUUACAGAGGCACAGCUAGUUGAACCCAUUACCUACAAUUUCCUGUAA
This is a messenger RNA of Silurus meridionalis, 4497 nucleotides long. RefSeq names its product mucin-3A-like. The record is from RefSeq and is a predicted model, not a curated record. The coding region runs from base 1 to 4497 and encodes 1498 amino acids. NCBI's taxonomy places the organism in Eukaryota, Metazoa, Chordata, Actinopteri, Siluriformes, Siluridae. The transcript is spliced from 46 exons.